GUUGAUGCAAUAUGCAGGCAUGCCUUUGGUGCAUCAAUCUCCACAAACUUUUCCUGACAAUUUUAUAGUAGAGUCACCCACCCUAGAGUUCCAUAUGAAUGUAGAUAUGAGGGCUGUUUUUACAUUACUGAGGCCUGCUCCCGGAAAUUGGUACAUCAUAGCUUUUAAAGAAGGCUAUUCCACAGCAAUACAGCUGAAGGUAAAUUAUUUUCAUUAAAAUUUUAUAUUUAAAUUAGAAAAUAUAUAUGGUCUGGUUUUAUGCUUUGAUAUGCCAAGUUAUUUUUAAAAUCCAGUCACCAUUCUAGAAAAACAAAGCUUAAAAACAUGGUCAAAACAGACUAUGAGAGCUCAUUCUCAAUGUUAAAGCUAUAUAUUUUAAUUUUAACCCUCUUAAGACAGAGCCUGUUUGGACUGUCUGUGUCAAGUAGACUGAGCUCUUUUCACUAGCCCUGCACUUACUUUGCAAAAAAAAUUAUAGAAAAUAAACUACCUGGUAAUUACUUUCCAAGCAUAAAAUUAAAUAUAUUCUUGCUGGGAUCUGAAUGAACUAAUACAAUCUUUUUGAAUCAAACUGAAAUCUCAACGUUUUUGCAAAUUGGAUGUCCUGAUUUGCAUAGUUUAUGCAUGCAUUUUUUUCUACACUAAGAAUAACCAGGUCUUACUUGCAGAAUUUUGGUACAUUUUACGAUUGUUGAAACCUUAAUAGAUCCUAACAUCCAUUUGAAUGUGAUUCAAUGUGUAACAACUGCAUAAAAUAUUCCCCUGGGGCUGCUUAUGCCUUUUAGCAUAUUUCAAGUUCACAUUUUUAAAUAAUUUAUAGGGGUCACUAGGUAAAACAUUUUUUUUAUAUAAAAUGACUGAACACUGUAAUCCAUCAAUGGAAGAAGCCCCUAUAAUAAAAUGGCGAGAUAAGGAUAAAAUAAGAGAAUCAAUCUGAUUAGCUGGUACAAAGACCAGCCAGCCAAUCUGGAGGCUUUUAUUAUUUGGGCUAUAGAUCUGCCUUUUGUCUUUUUCACCAUAACACUCUGGGCCAAUCGACCUAGCCAUCUCAAGAGGGUUAAAAACAUACAAAUUGGCUAUACAACCGUAACUUUUUUUUCAACGUGAAGUCGACAUGGACACUUUUUGGGAUAGUAACAAUUUAUCAUGAUUUAACAAGAUUGAUGCAGAAUCCUUUAACCUGGAAAGAACUGGGAACAUCUAUUUUAAAAAAAAAAAAAUAUAUUUAUGAACAUUUGUAACAUUUUCUGUUAUCAAAAACCUUGGGUGUUGAUUAAACAUUAGAGCUGAUUGUGUUUUCUUUAUUUUCCUCUUUUCAGGGUCUCAGUUCAGAAAAAGAUUGCCUUUACUCUUUAAUGACCCAACUAGAAUUGGGAGACUCAAUCGAGUCAACUUUAAUCAGCUAUAACACAAAUGUGUCAGCUGAAAUUGGAUUAACUGCCAAAGUCUUCAGGUAAAAAAACAAAAAAACCAAACAAACUAAAAUUCCAGUACCGGGUAAUUACUUUUCUUUAACACUUCAUAGUAUACGUGACAAGUUAUCCCACUCCACCCGAUCUCGUAAGACUGUUCCUUUAUGAAAUGCUGGAGUAAGUUACCCCUUUUUGUUAUGACGCACAAAGCGAUGGCACAUUGUUGUAGAGGUUUUGUUAUUAAUUACUGAUUGCGUCUCUCAGAUUUAAGUUCUAACACCAGUGGGUACAGAUUUCAAGGAUUUACUAAGCUAGGGAUGUGCCAUGUAUCACAGGAUAUCUUUUUUUGAUGUCAAAGUAAUCGGACAUUAUAAAUGAAAUGGGAAGUUUUUUUAGGGUGUACAAUGAUGAUUAAUAACUCAGCAAAACAAAAGAAAUUAUUCAGAUGUCUUGCCUGGGCUUUCUUUAAAUAUUACUAUUUACCAGACAUUAUCUGUCUUUAAGUACUGCAUAAGCAAUUCUCAUUAAACAGGACCAUGGAAGUUGUGAGCUCAUCUCUAUGCGCCUGAAAGCAUACCUGGUCACUCUUACUGUUUUGGCGCACAAUAAUGAUUUUUGAGACGUCUUUUAUGAUUGAACACUGAGCUAGGAUUUUAAGAGACCAGGGUUAAAAUAUAUAUUCCAGUAGUUUGAACGACCUUUAAAAAAAAAAAAAAAUCUAUUUUGUUUCGUUGAGUGGACAGAGAAAAGUGAUUUGUUAGAAACAAUCAAUAAAUAUAUUACUUACUUGAGCACUGAGAGGAUAAAAGGGGAGGGGGGGCUGUGGUGGUGUUCACUAAGGAGUCUACGGGUGUGCAGGGGGGGGGUAGAGGGAGGUGUCUAAAUGUUUUUGAAGACCAUAAAAUGACACCAGCUUGUUCCAGCUUGUUCCAUGAUUAUUUUAAUGAACAUCAUAUUGUUGUUUGUUUGUGUUUUCACAAUGCAUUUGUUAGAUAUGGCAACAUUAAUAUUAGCAGAUAAUUUUUUUCAUUUUUGGGCUGAACUGCGCCGUUUGCGAAAAUGGAGAAACCUACAAAUUUUAUGUUUAAAAUGGAUCCUAAACUACUCGUGACAGUAGCAUUAGAUUUUGACAUAUUCUUCAAGAUCUAGUAAGCUGCAUUUGAAAUCUAGUCACUAACCUGAUGUGCAAUUUUAAUACACCAGUUUUGUUCCAGCACUUCUCUUUCCUUUUCCCAAUAUAGCUUGCAGUAGUUAUUAGACUACAAUAUGUUAAGUGAAAAUAAAUCAGGCUCAUAGGGUUAAUGCAGUGGUGGCUGACUCGCGACCGUUCAUGUUAAAUAGCUUGGCUCACCGGAUGUAUCACAAAUGAACUUAUUUUUUCAUACAGUUAGUGAUUAUUUUCAUUCUUGGCACAAACACACAUUUGAAUUGUGUAUACAUCAAUUUUUUGUGACAGUACGUUCACAUUUGAUGUAACUGUCCUUCUUGUGACUUAUUUUUAAAAAUCAGAUUAAAAUAUUUAAUCUCAAAUCUUGUAAAAUUAGAAAACAAUUUUGCUAUUUAGUGACUACUAAAAUUAAAAGAGUUAUAUAAACACAGUUGAAGGGAACCUAGUUUUGCACAAGCAUUCUGAUUAAGUGAAGAAUAGUGCAAAACUAGGUUCAGUUAUCCCAAAAGUGCAUUCAUGCUUUUGAAUUUUUGCUCGAGGGUGACUUUGGCAGGUGUCCUUGAGGCUAGCUCCCCCACAUUAUCUUCAGCUAUCAAAAGGGAAGUGACUUGCACCUUUUCUUUGCAAUAGAAAUACAAAUAAACAUAUAAAUGUCUGUUAUCUACUUUGGGGAAGUGACCUUUUUAUACAUAUGUGAAUAGUUAUUGAAUAUGUUAUACUGCAUGUUCAUUUAUUAACUAUUGUAAUAUCAUACCAUUUUUGAGAGGGCACGGUACAAUUCUGAAAUGAUAUUUUACUAUUUUGCCAGUUGCUAAAUUGUUUUUUUUUUUUUUUUACAAACCUUUCAACCAGAAAAAAAAAAUACACUAAUAAUCAAAGAUUAUUCUUUAAACUUAACAUUUAUCUAGGGUUAAAUAAAAAAUAAAUAAAAACCUUGCAAAAAAAUUCACCAAUUUUUUUUUUUUGGCAGUUUUUUAAUUUUUUUUUUUUUUUUUUUUACAAACCUUUCAACCAGAAAAAAAAAAAUACACUAAUAGUCAAAGAUUAUUCUUUAAACUUAACAUUUAUCUAGGGUUAAAUAAAAAAUAAAUAGAAACCUUGCAAAAAGAUUCACCAUACGCUAUUUUAACUCUCUGCCCAAAUUUUCUUAUUUCUAUUUAGUUUUAAAGUGCCAAGCAAAACCUACGGCUAUACAGUUAACAUCACCAGCUGUCAGUCUCCCGCGUGCAACAUCAGCAUGACUUAUCUUCCUGCUUUGAGAGACCCAAUCACCCAACACUGUGACACAUUACCAUGUGUUUUGUCAGUAUCAUCUCCCUCUUUUGAUCACCUCCAAAUGAUUGAAAUGCAUUCCCUGGGUCCGGGCGUUUCACAGACGAUAGAGUUUUCAGUAGUCAUAAAAGGUAAUGUGAGAAAAAAAUAAAUAGUUAGACUAAUUUAUGUUUGUUUUUAUAAUGUGAAUCUAAUCUUUUAUCAUCAAUAAUUGGCCCACAAAAAAAAAAGUCUUUUUUAACAAAGUAUUUUUGCUUGAUAACUCUUAUUCACAGAAUGCUCUUCAGUGACUGAUACUCUCCAAAAGAAGUGUGUCACCUUUCCUCUCCUGGACAGGGUUCAGCCCCUGCAUCAGUUUAAUACAUACUUUGGUUAUGUGACCCCCAACAGCGUGGGACUCUCUGUGGAUUUGAGAGCUGCUCCUGUGGUAACAAUCCCGUUUAAAAUGAUUGACCCGGCGGAUAUUGGAGGUACCCUGAAGUGGACAGGAAAGCUGGUGAACUAUACACACGUAGGUGGUCAGGUGUCUUCUAAUUGCGCACAGAUAUGUUAACAUAAAUCUUGCAAAGUGAGACUUUAAUGAUUUUCCAGGCUAUAGUUUAUUAUAUUCAAUGAGUGCAGCUGGAUGUGCUGCUUAGAGGUUUCCCAUGUCGUGAAGAAAUUAUGAUGUCUUUUUACAAAAUUCUAUUAUUAUUAUUCCUUACGCUUUGAAACAUUAAAUUGCUGAGCUUACUACCAACAGAAAAAUUUGAGUCAACAAACUAACUAGAUUACACAAUUCCAUUGUUACGAUUGUGUCAUCAAAAGAUUUAACAUCACACAACUUUGGACAAUUUCUGAGACAUUUUCCAGCUUCCAGUGAUUUAAAAUUGCAUUUCAAAUCUCUCCCACUUGCUUACUUACUUGCUUAUGCCUUAUACCCCAUCUGGGGCAUACGCCGCUUGCAAGAAUUUUCCAUUCAUCUCGGUCCUGUGCUUUUGUUUCCAGGCGUAUCCCAUACUUUGUAUGUCUGCCCUCUCUAGCUCACGGCUCCAUGUAAUUUUAGAUCUUCCUUUCUUUCUUUUUUCACGUGGAUUCCAUGUUAGGGACUGUCGGUUGAUGUUAUCUCGGGGUUUAUAAAGAGUGUGCCCUAUCCACCUCCAUCUUUACCCUAUCCACCUCCAUCUUUGCCCUAUCCACCUCCAUCUUUUCCUUAUGAUCUCUUCAACACUAGGCUCCUGGUAUGUCCUUUCCAGUAAAUCUUUGUUGAGGAUGGUGUCCAGUAUCUUUCUAAGGCAAGUGUUUUUGAAGGUCUGUACAUUUUGCAUGAUGCUCACUGUUCUUCAAGUUUCAGCUCCAUAGAGUAGGACUGUUUUGAAAUUUGUGUUGAAAAUUCUGACUUUGGUUUGUCCUUUGACUCAUAUAUUUUCUUUAAUAGCACAAAUGCUGACCUAGCCUUUCCAAUUCUAGCCCUGACAUCAGCUUCUGAUCCACCAGUUCUGUCAUUGGUGCUGCCUAGUAUGUGGGGGACUCCAGUGCAUUUCCUGGCAGAGAGAUAUGCUCUUGGUUGGCAUAAAUCUUUGUCUUGCUUUUAUUUAUAUUGAGUCCGAGCUGUGCUUAAAUGGUUUUGUCUUUUCCUGCAUUUGUUGCUGGUUGUUAAAUAGAAGUGCAAUAUCGUCUUCAAAGUCUAGAUCAUUCAGUUGUUUCCAGAGUGUCCACUGUAUCCCGUUCCUCUUUUUGUCUGUGGAUUUUUUCAUUAUCAAGCCAAUGUCAAGGAUGAGUAGAAAGGGGGACAAGAGACAUCCUUGUCUGACUCCUAUUUCCACUUAAUAUGCAUCAGUGAGUCCACCUUCAUGUCAUUUCUUCAUAAGAACUCUGAAUGAUCCUGACUCAGACCUGUUUACUCUUACGAUUUUGGCGUACAAUGUACGAUUUUGAGGUGUAUACGUUAUAUAUACUGUAUGUUUAUUUUUACUACUAUGAUUAUGUAUUGAACAAUUUUGUGAUGAUAUUGUACGAUUUUAAGAGUUUGAGGGUAAACAGUUCUGCUGACUAGUUUUCCUGGUCCCCAUAAUGCUGUCAAAGUUUCCACAAGGUUUGUGGGUCCAGGCUAUAUUUGGGGUUUGGGGGGGGCAGAGAGAGUUCCAUUCAAUGGACUGUUCUAAAAUGAUUUGUAGUGUUGCAAUUUGAUCUGUGCAUAAUCUGUCUAGAUGGAAGCCAGCCUGUUGAUCUCUUAGCUGUGGGUCAACCUGGUCCUUCAUUCUAUUCAGAAUAAUUAUGUUCAAGACCUUUCCUAGAACACACAGCAGUGUAAUUCCUCUGUAGUUUGGACAGUUGGUGAGAUCCCCUUUUCUCUGUUAUCUUAUCGACGUAUCCUUCUUUCCAAUCUUCUCUCUUCUUCCCAUAUCUUUUCAAACAAGAGGGUGCAGCAUGUUGACCUUUGUAUCUAUAUCUGCUCUCAUCAUCUGUGCUCUGAUGUUAUCCCAUCCAGAUGCUUUCCCCAAUUUGAGAUGCUUGAUAACCAGGGCUAUUUUCUGCUUAUUUGGGGCACUGUCCUCUAUUUGUAAAUGCUGGCUGUAUAUCUGGUGUGUCUGUGCGUGGAGGUCUGUUUAGUCAUUCCUUCAAGUAUUCCAUCCACCUUUUUUGUUGUUUUUUUUGCUUCUCUAUUGAUAUACAUUCCGUGUCUUUAAUCGGUCUCUCUGGAUUCUUGUAUCUUACCGAGAGCUUUCUUUUUAUGUCAUGGAGCUCUUUCAUUUUCCCUCUUUCUGGCUGCUUCUUCUGUAAAAAUCUCUACUGAUUUAAAUUAAAAUACUGAUUUAAAAACUUAUUGUAAUAUAACAACAUUAAGACACUGAUAUAUCUCAAAUAUCAUUCUCGUUACUAAUACAUGCAAACUGAGAGAAACUAACCUCUAAUUUUGACCCAAGCACAUCUGUUCCACUGUGUACAAAUUAACACAGACACUAGUUGUUUGGAGUUUAUAACUAAAUUAAUACAAAAUGUAUUGAGCUUAAUUGUUUUUAGAUACAAAAAAACAUAUUAUAUGAUUGAGAAUACUAAUUUAAAACUUAUGAUAAUUAUUUCUGCUCUUUUUGUAUAUAAAAUUUUAAAGUUCUUCUACGUUUUUUUAAAAUAUAUAUCCUUGCAGUGUCCCACAGAGAUGGGUAUAGUUCGAAAAAUCUAUAAUCAAGUAACUAUGCACACUCCAGUUGUCUUAUUUGUAUUUGUAUUGCAAUACAAUAUUUAAAAAUGAAGAACAGUUUUAAUCAACAUCAGUUUACAGUGUUACAGACCUGUUUACUUUCCAACUCUUAAAAUCGUACACUAUCCUCACAAAAUCGUUCAAUACAUUAUCUGAAUAGUAAAAAAACACAGUAUAUAUAAUAUUUAGGCCUCAAAAUCGUACAUUGUACGCCAAAAUCGUAAGAGUAAACAGGUCUGGUGUUAGUACUUCAAAGGGAAGUAUGGGCCUGGCUUUUGGCUAAUGAAAUGGUCAAUGUAUUGUUCUAUAUUUGUCACUGCUGCCCUGGUAACCCAAUGACAGCGGAUUUGGCCCGAGGAUCCUAGAUUGAGGUCCCCUGGCUUUGAUCCAUUUGUUUAAAUUUCAAUUUAACUGGGAAAUAAUGUUUCUAUAGCAUGUAAUUUUUAAAAAAAAAUUAGAUCUCUGUUUUAUUAACUACCAUGGCUUAUUCCUGGCAGGGUCUCACUGAAUAUGUUGUCUUGUGUGGAGCUAUUAUUUACAACCAUUUACCAGACGUAGACAACAACUUUGAUGUCUGCAACAAUUUGUCUGAAACUACCAAUCGAACAGUCACUGCUGUAAAUUAUGGGAAAAUAACUCAGUAUGUACCUUACCCUAAGGCUGGGAUGUGGCAUAUCGUAUUGCAAGCCAAAUGCUAUAAACAAGGAUUGUAAGUAUAAAAGUAAUUGGCAUGCAAAUUUUGUUCUUUAGGAUUCUUUUUUUUUUUUUAACACUCCCCUUUUUUUUGGUACCCUUAAAUAAUUACACAAUGUAUUACUAAUUAGAAUGCUAAAUGAAAUAAAAGUAUCUUAAGUUUUUAAUUUUAAAUUGCCACUUUUUAGAAUUUUUUUUCGUGGAUAAAUUUCUAUUUCUUUUGAAAUGUUACAUUUUUUUCUAUUGAAAUGUGACAUCAAUUUGGGAAAGAAAAUUAAACAGCUGUUAAUUUUUUUUACAAUGUAUCAAAAUAAAUAUUUUAACAGGAAUGAAAGUACAGAGUGGUGUAAAAUAAAAAAAAAGAAAGAAAUAUCUUCAAUAAAUCUGGAAAAUAACCCAUAUAAUCAUUGUGUAUAAGUAAAGAAUAUCUGAUUGCAAACAAGGAAGAAUAAUUUUUAUUGUUUUUAUACCAUGUAGCAGUGGUUCCCAGCCUUUUUGUGACUUGUGAAGCCCUCUUUAGAAUCAAUUAUUUAUGAUAGCCCCUUAGGCCUACCAUAUGUUUUGCAAGUUAAUAGAGGUGGCCUAGAGUGGUUGCAGAACCCCUUAGAGGAGCACUGGUUGGGAACCACUGCUGUAUAGUACUUUCCAUACAUAAGAAAAUAUAUUUUUUGGUAUAAAUUCUUUUGCAGUUUUUUCCAAAUCAUGCUGAAAGACACUCAAGUAUAGCUAAAAUAAAGAAAUAUUAAAUGCUAUUUUAUUGCUUUGCUACUAAAAGUUUAAAAAUUUUAGUUCUUAAUUUAGUAAGGUUAAAAAAUCAUCAUGUAAGAUCAAAUUUUUAGUUAACACAAUAGAAAUAAGGAUUUUUAUGUUUUAAUUAUAAAUCAAAUUUUUGUCAGAUGCACUUUUGAAUACUUCCUGGUGAUUGGUUUGUGACAGAAAUUAAUGUACUGUAUUUCCUACCCCUAUUUCCUAUAAAUACAAAAAUCAUCUAAAAUCUGUUUUUCUUUUAUAGAGACACUCUGACUGUUUGCCCUCAGUCUAUUGAUUUAGACAUAGACAUUGAGACUCAAGCCUGCUUCGAGAAUGGUUGUUCCGACAAAGGAGAGUGUUACAGCUCAAAACUGGGUUCAGAUUUCGUCUUCUUCUCUGCUUGUGAUUGUUUGGCUGGUGAGGAAUUCUUUCUGUUUUUGAGUGUGAAAUUUGAACACUUGCAUAAAUCAAAGCUUUUGAACAAUGAAGAAGGUCAUAAGAAUUUACAAGAUUUUAAAAAUACGUAUAAAUCUCACUCCAACUACUGGAAAAAAAUGAAAUUCAGUUUUGAAAGUCAACAUGCAUUCAUUAUGACUGGUUGUAAAAUAUCAUUGAAUGACCUUUAACCGUUGCAACUUAAAAAAAAAAAAAAAAUGUUUUAAAUAAAAUAAAUUUACUGUAGACUGUAAGUCAGUAAUGAAAAAGAAGUUUUAAAAUGUGUUUUUUAAUACAAAAAUCAACUAGCAAUUUUUAAAAAACUCUUGGGAUAAGCAGUGUGGGGGGGGGGAAGGAAAAUUUUACAAUAUCUUACAAAAUCUCAACAUUCCCCUUCAAGUUCCCUGCCAUGGAAUUAAUAUUCACAUACUUGAUUUUUUUAAAAAUUACUCGUUAUGAUGGCAGGUUGUUUAAUUGGUUCAAUUCUUCCCGGUCUCCGGUUGUCUUGUCUGUGGUGGCUUGUCGAUUAGGAGGCGUCGGCCACCGACCCCCCUCGAUGUUACCCGGGAAACACGACCACUGGGCGCGUCCUGCGUGGGCAGACAAGGGAUGUGCUCGGUACCUGCCGUACAUAAAACAGCUCCUGGCUGCCAGUUGUGAUAUUUCCCAACUGGAACAAUAGGCAGUGACAGGGUAGGGAUCAUGAUUACAAGUUGCCGUUAAUGGAUAUGAGGCGAAGGUGGUAACCUCUGGCCGAUGAUUCUUACUACGCAGCCCUGAGAAGCUGCUCCAAGGCAACCGUUUCGUCCCAGCUGCAUCGCGAAUUAGUUGCGUUGUGGAAACCCUUUGUAGAAUCCCUCUUAUAGGGCGUCUAACGCUUCCCCGGGAUGGGUGGGGAAAAAUAAUAGGAUGUAAAAUUUUCCAUCCCGACUCCUGAGAAAGUCGAUCGUGUGCACUGUGUGCAAACACAGUAUCGGACCGACUGGGUGUCUUUGGGUUAGGACGGCACCCGGCGGAGACCUGGUCGAGCAGACUCGGGUGGGGGCUGUCCUGACAAAGGGACAUCCCCGACGUGCCGCUUCGCGGCCCGAUACCUGGUUGGGGAGGGCAUAAAGAGCGCAAGCUCGACGGCCCGCUGACGCCAUUUCUUAAUGUAAUAUAAUUGGUUCAAUUUCAAGCUUGAAUGAAUUAGCUGAACUGAUGCAUUGAAAAACUAAUCUCUAAACCAUACCAAAAAAUUUGUCUAGAUUAUCAAGGAUAUGCCUGCACUGACGACAGCAACGCCGAGUCAUCGGGAAUUCAGCUGGUGGCAGCUUUCUUGCUCACCUUGUCAAACCUCUUCUUUCUACCAGCGAUCAUCAUCGGCAUAAAACGGCGCUUCCUGGUGGAGUCAUUUGUUUUCACGUACACCAUGUUCUUUUCUACAGUAAGUGUAGGGUUUGCUCCAUAGUUCUUUUUGUUUUGACGGAAUUGGUAUGUGUCGGAGAAAGGAAGUCGUUGCAGGUUACCAUUGGGUCAUUUCUGUUUUAAUCUUGUGCCCCAGAUAUGAUUUUGAAAACCGUCUAAGCUUUAUAAGAAGUGUUAUAUUUGAUAUAUCAAAUUUAAAUUACAUGAGAGUGUUUAUCGAAAAGUGAAUCUUGUUAAACAAUUUUUGAAAAUAUUAGUAAUGGUUCAAUAAACUACAAUCGCACUUGAAAGUUUUGAAAUUUAAAAUCUAUCUUCUACUUUUAAACACAACUGCUGAAUUUUUUAAUUUUUUUUAAAUUAGAAAAUUGUAUUAGAUCUUCAUAAAGUAACCAGACAGAAAAAGCUUAAGUGCAAAAGAUCUAUUUUUUAGCCUGUUGUUGAACCAUGCAUUUUUUAAAACCAUUUUUGAAGGAUACAAUUUGGUGCAUUUGUAUUUAAAUGCUUUAAGAGCUUUAAUUUAGUAAGAUUCAUGGACAUUUGUGGUAAAAGAAAGUUAUUUUGUUGUUUUUUUCAAAUAUGUUUUGUAAAUUCUUUUAAUUCUUACAAUAAGAUUUAUAGACAAAAUUUUUAAUAGUGAACUUUUUUUUUUAAGUUGGUUUCAUGUCUGCCUGUUCAUCUAGGUUAAAUCAAAAUAUAUUUUUUCUCAUUUCUAUUGAAAAUUUUGCUGAGCUAUCACAGUAUUUUUGGUCAUUAGAAAUUUAAAAAAAAAUUAAUUAAUAUAAGAUCUUGGCGGGCCCAAAUGUUAAAGGAAUAUUGUUGAUGGAAACUGCACAUUAUUUAGCCAGGAGAUAUCUUGAAUAUCUUUAAAUUGAAAAAUGGUUUAGUAAUUGUUAGCAUAAAUCAUAUAUAGCAUAAAUCAUAUACCAUGUGAGCUAGUUUAUCACAAUAUCAAAGUACCCAUAUCAAUCCAUGGAUUUUUUAAUUUUUUUUUAAACCAAAAAUGUUGCUUCAAGGGCAUAUAAAUGACAAAUGAAACGUUGUGCUAUUAUCUCCAAAAAUUUAUUAUGAAAAACAAAUGAUGUCAUUUUAAAAAGGUAAUUAAAUAAUUACUGUUUGUAAAGUUUCUCCUGCUCUGGUAAACAUCUUGUUAUAAUAAUGUCUCGAAUAAUUAAGGGGAGACUGUGAACCAGCUAUAAAAACAGUAAAAAUAUAUUAAACCCGGCUUAAGGCAAAUCUUUCAAAAAGGACUGCACUUUAUAACAACAGCUUAUUAAAAAUGUGUCGUUUUUUGUGAAUUUAUCAAUUUAGUUUUAUACUGUCAACAAAAAAAAAUCCUUUCAGUAAAAUUAGCAUGGCAGUUUAAGCCUGUCAAUGCAUGCUUUUUUAUUUUUGCACUGGCAUUAUAUUUACCAACCAAAUGGAAUUCAAAAGAGAUACGUAUACCAGUAUGAAUCAACUUUCACAAGGAUUUGAUCAAGGAAAUAAGAAAACACAGCUUACAAUGAAUACAAUUUAAAUGAAUUGUCAGAUUCAAGUGAGGAUUAACUUUGUAAACGUUAUCUAUUUUUAAAUAGAAUGUAUAUAAGCUAAAUUAUAAUUAAGUAAAUUUAAAAUACUGGUAGCCUUAAUUAAUACAGAGUUGGAGAAAAAAUAUAUUCUAAUUUAACACAAAAUUAUGCUUCUUUAAAGAUAAAAAUAAAAUAAAAUUAAAAAAAAAAAAUAAUUAAUAUAUGUUCAAAAGCAUUCUAAGUUUCAUUCUCUAGAAAAAUAUACCUUUCUUUUACUAUCCAUAUCAUUUCCUUUUAUAUUCAGAAAUUGAGCAUUAUUUAUUUUACCUUGCUCAUUUAGCAUCCACUCUCAGAUAGACCAUUGGUCAUUUCUAAGGAGCUAUUUAACAUCAUACUUGAAACGUUCAGUGGCAAGAUUUAUGUGCCGAUGGUUCCUGAUGAUGAUUCACUCCUAACGAUCAGAAACAUGUAUAUUUUUUUAUAACUUUCAAAAUCAUGUGCAGUUAAGCUUAAGGCCUCAGCUGUAAGAAAGUACUGACAGUUCGGGAUUUGUUCCAACUUGACAACUGUGGCUGAAAAACUUGGUCAGAUGUUAAGGUUUACAACAAUGAUGAGAUUGUAUUCGACAUGUUAAAUUUACAACAAAAAAAAAAAUAUUGUUAAGGCUUACUUGGAAGAAAAUAAUAAAAAUUUCUUUCCAAAUCAGUUAUUUAGUUUAGUUUACCUGCUGCAAAAUUAUUAUUUAUUUUUUUUAAAUUUAAUGUGACACUUUGUUACCACUUGGAAACUAAAACAUGUCACAUCGAUGGAAUAAAUAAUUAAUUUAUGGCAGAUUACCUCCAAAGCGCAAUUCUUUCUUUUUUUUUUUUUGCUGCAUUUUUAUCCAUUGAGGUUCCUAAUUUUGUUUAAUUUUACAAAGUUUUGCUUUCUUUCAGUUCUAUCAUGCAUGUGAUGGGAAUAGGCUUGACAGGUACCGUCUCUGCUUUGUUAAGUACGACGUGCUCCAGGCAUGUGAUUUCUUUGGGUCUUCUUGCUCCGUAUGGUUCACCCUGGUAGCAAUGGCUCAGAUAAGGUUUGAUUGGCAUUUUUCAAUUGCUCAUUUUGGUGGAAACGUUUCAAAUGUCUUGGCAUGUGAUCCCCAAGGGUUGUAAUGUUUGUGUUGGCAGCCUCUAGUAUAAUGGUUGUAAUUGAACCACAUAAUAACAUUAUUAGCAAAUUAAGAAAUAUUAACACUUAACAGAGUUAGAGCUUUUAUGAAAAAGGGAUUAUAUUCACAUAUUAAGCUAAUCGCAUAGUUUUAUUGAUAAAUGGACAUUUAGUUUCUAUAUUCAAAUUAUAUAACCCAAAACAUUACCGGGACAAAAAGUAGUGAAUAAAUUGAAAUACAAGCUUUCAUAAUAUAUAUUUAUAUAUUUAUACACAUAUAUAUAUAUAUAUAAAUAUAUAUAAAUAUAUAUAAUAUAUAUAUAUAUACAUUUUAUAUAUCUAUAUCUAUAUAUAUAAAUAUAUAUAUAGCUUGAAUAACAGAUCAAAUCAAAUCUGAAAAGCAUUUGAUAUAACUGGAUGCCUUUGAAUUCUAAGCAGGCACCAGCAUUUGAUUUAUUUAAAAAUCUGUGUGUUACUAAUUUGUUUGUUGUUUUUUUUUUUAAAAAAAAAGGGGAUCUAUUGAACACAGCAAGUGUUUCUAUUCAAGAUAUUAACAAACCCAAAGUUUCAAGGAUAUUUUGUUUUCUCCAUUUUUAAGAAAGCUUAUGCCUCGAAGACCUUCCUGUUACAGAAAUAUUGAACACUGCCAUAUCACACAUUCAGGCCCAUUUAGGACAUAAUAUAUAUUAGGCAUUUAAUUGGUGGUCUGGAUGGCAAUGGGUUAAAAUAUUUAAGCUGACAUCGGAAUCUUCCAAUUUAAUACAUAUUUUAUUUUAUUUUCGCUGCAAAUGCUCAAAUUUUUUAUUUUGUGUGUGUGUGUGUGUUUAUGUGAUUCAAAAAAUAAUAAACAAUUCCUCUUGUCAAUAUCUGGAAGACGGAAAAGGUAAGAGAAACAACUGUACUAAACAAUCUCUGAUUUGUUCAUCUUAUGUCUUCUCAAGCAUUUGGCUUUGUACAAAUAACAAGACUUAUUGUAAUGCAGACUAUAAAUCAUACUAAUGUGCUUGUACUAACAUCUGGUUCUUCAGGUUGUUAUGGAUUACUCGUGUGCUACAGAUCAUAGGUCCCUUUGGUAUACUGAUUGGAAUUAUUUAUGAUAGAACCAGUAUAUGUGUAAUUGCUGUUCCUCUUUUAAGUGGCCUGUUAGUUACAUCUGUGUCAUGGGUGAGUUAAAUAGGUUUUUAAUUAGUUCAGUAAAAUAAAAAAGAUGAAUAAAUUACUCUAAAGAAGACAGUAGUUUAUUUAAUAAAAUAAUAUAGUGUGUCAGAUUGUAAGAAUAAUAGUAUUUUUACCCACUGACAAUGUACAUUAGCAAAUUGCCGGUGAGCCGUCCAUCUAAAUUAAAGCUCUUAAUGCGCUCCUCCUCCCCCUGCACCCCCAGCCUGAAAAGUCCCCAAACUAUCGAGCCACAAAGCGUCACAUUGGAGAUCUCCCUUUGCUAGGACAGCCUCCCGCCCAUACCCACUCGACUGACUAAUCACAGGGGCCAUCUCAGCUUAAGGACAUCAGGUCGGUUGGUGACGCUGCUCUCACAAUGCCAGCAGUCGACCUUCACAAGAGUUGGGAUUGUGCACUUGCGUCCUCAUAUCUCCCCCCUGCCCAACCCAGAGAAGCGUCAGACGCCCUCUAAAACGGAUUUCUACAGUGGGUUUCUACCUCAGAAAUAGUUGGCUAAGUAGCUGGCACGAAACGUUUGCCUACUAAGAGCCUCCUCAACGGCUGUUUUAAAAUAGAUUCAUCGGCAUGAGGUCACCAUUAUCCGCCUCAUAUCCAUUAGCGGCAACCAGUUAUCAUGAUCCCUACGCUGUUUCUACAGUUGUAUCAAUUUACAUAUGUCCACAGCUGGUAGUAGCACUGUAGUUGCUACCAUCUUUGGCAGAUACCUUGUAUGCCCCUUGUCUGCCCACGCAAUGCUGAGUUUGUUACCUGGGUAUCAAUAAGGGGGCUACAGGGUAGGUAGCAGUGUCUCUGUAGGUGGCAUGCCACUACUGACAUGUCGACCAGAGCCCCAGGAACUUUUCUUUUUUUUUUUUAAUUAACCCACUAAGCUCCACUAAUGAGUAUCCUUGGAUGUCUCUCUUGGUGCUUAACACAUUAACUAUCAAAGCUUCAAUGAUUUAACACAACAUCCUUGUAUCGUAUUCCAACCAUACACUUAAAAAUAUAGUUGCCUAGUCUUUCAUAUUGCUAAAUACUCAAUGUAUUUUUGUGAAGGGACUGACGCAAUUACCAACUUGCAUUACAAUACAAUUGUAACAAUGUCAUCUGAUUCAGCAAGCUUAACUGCUUUUAAUGCAUUUGUUGUUUGGUAAAGGGUCUUGACUAUGUUGUUUGGUAAUUUUUUAACAGUCAUUUAACCUUAACCCCUUUCUAUCAUAAUUACAGCACACAAGAAUAGCACAAAUAAAAUUUUUGUUUUUAUUCUCAAAAUUAUUACAAGAGACACAUAUUAGUGUAAGUCAAUGACCAAGGCUCGUGUGAGACUUAAGACACAGAGUAGUGUAAGUCAAUGACCAAAGCUGGUGUAAUACUUAAGACACAGAGUAGUGUAAGUCAAUGACCAAGGCUGGUGUAAGACUUAAGACACAGACUAGUAUAAGUCAAUGACUUAGUGUGGGGUAUAAGACUUAAGACACAGACUAUUAUAAGUCAAUGAUCGAGGCUGCUGUAAGACUUAAGACACAGACUAGUAUAGGUCAGUGACUUAAGAUGGUGUAAGAUCAUUUAAAUAUGUCACAUGCAAACAAGUGGAAGGGUAUUCAAAUAUAAUAUAAUUUUUUGUGUGGAUGUAAUACAGUUGCCCAUAACAGAAAAAACAAAAGUUUGAAUAUUUUUAUUAUUAUGCCCUCAAAAAUAGAACUGUUUGGAAGCAGCCCUUGCAAUUAUGCAGUCUGCCUUAGAUUUAUCUUGUAACUUAUAGCUUUUUAAAACAGCAUGAAAGUCAAAUUUAAAAAAACAACUUUUUUUUGUACAAUGCACUCUUGAUUUUCAUUAUGCAAUCUGAACUAAAUUAAUUGACCUUUGCGUCAACAGGGUGUAAAAAUGUAUCAAAGGAAACGACUCUACCCAACUUGGCGGCGUUAUGUUUUCUUCUUGCUGCCGGGUGUGAUACUGGCUGUGACUGGCGGAGCUCUUUUUGCCUUCUUGGAGACGGCAGGGAACUACAAGUAUUUGCACAGUCUCUGGCACGUCUGUGUUGCCUCCUGCAUAUGUUUUCUGCUGCCACCAAAUCAACCAUCACAUGAUGGUAAGUCUCUCGUUUCACUGGAGCCACUUGGGGUUUCAUGAAGAAAAAAAGUAAAAGUAUCUUAAUGUUGAAAUAUAAACAACAAAAAAAAAAACACUUGAAGAUAAGAUAAGAUAUUGAUCCAAAAUAAAAAUGGAAUUUUUAAAAAAAUUUAUUACAUUGUACAUAUACAUUUUCAACACAUAAAUAAAUAGACAUUUUAAUAAAGUCACAUUUUCACACGUUCCAACUAAAAACAAUUUAAGCACAAGACAUCUACAUUAAAUUGUUUCGCUAGUGUUCCUGCAGUAAUUUCAGCGUUACAACAAUAAAUAAAGGGCACAUUGAGAUUGUAAUUUCUGAGUUUGCAGUAAUACAACCGAAAGUAAUGUAUUAACUCGAUGUGAUUACAUGUAACCUUAGAUGUAAGGAAACUUUUUGAAUAAAACUCUUUAUUAGAAAAAGCAUUAGCGUGUUUAGGGUGAAGUAUUGAAAUAAAGAAGAAUUAAUCAUGUUUGUGUUUGGAAUCCUUAAAACAUCAAAUUAUUCUUGAGCAGCAAGAAGGCUACUUAAGUGUUUUGAACAUGACUGUUAUCAUAAUUAAGUCUGCCUCUGUUUCUUGUGUCAGCGUGCUCUAUGGAUGUGGAGUCGGAAGAGUUGAGUAUUUAA
This is a messenger RNA of Lymnaea stagnalis (great pond snail), 16867 nucleotides long. NCBI's taxonomy places the organism in Eukaryota, Metazoa, Mollusca, Gastropoda, Lymnaeidae. The record is from the annotation of a GenBank genome assembly.